Moesziomyces antarcticus is the source of this 2058-nucleotide messenger RNA. RefSeq lists its product as uncharacterized. Lineage: Eukaryota; Fungi; Basidiomycota; Ustilaginomycetes; Ustilaginales; Ustilaginaceae. The record is from RefSeq and is a predicted model, not a curated record. The coding region runs from base 1 to 2058 and encodes 685 amino acids. The transcript has a single exon.
AUGAGGCCCAGACGCUCGCCAACGCCGCCCCCGAUGCCUGCACUCGUCGUCUUGGUCCCCUCCCAGGACGUCAGCGUCCCGGAUACUGCGAGUUCCUCACCUCGGCGCAAGUCUCCUUCGCACUCGUCGCUGGCAAAGGCAUCUUUCCCAUCUAAGCACCCGCGCCCCUUGUCGCGCGACUCCACAAAGCACCAUCUUCACCCAUCAGCAGCGUCCUCAUCAUCACUAUCGUCUGUCCCGCCGUCAUCGCCGCGUUUGUCUUCGUCUUCUGCCUCUGCCACCGCCGGUAGCAGCACCUCUGGAGCAAGGACCAAAAAUGCACGUCGCUCCAGUGUUCGCUACCAUCCAAUCGACUUCUCCAACCCCUUUGGCGAAGACGCUGACCUCUCAGCCAAACGAGCCGCACCCGCCAACCAAGGCCCCUACACCUGUAACUGGCGCCUGCGCGACAAAAAGGGCCUCCUCGAUCGCAAGGGUCAUGUCUUCUGUCGCUGCAAGCUCAUGACGGCAGACCUCCUUGCCAAGCAUGUUCUCACCCACCACAUCGCUCCGGCUGCUCCGUCGACUACAAACCAAGGGCUCUUCCGCAAAGUGGCUUGCCGAUGGGAUCAUUGCUUCAACCGCCACUACGAACCCUCGGAACUCGCAGCUCACCUCGUACACGAUCACUUCACCCAUCAGAUGGGUCUCAAGUAUGCCUGCCUCGUCCAGAACUGCUCAGCCACCACGCUUCUCACAACGAGGACUGCAUUAGAGCGCCAUCAUGCUCAGUAUCAUGCCGCUCACGUGCGUGCCGCACAGCUCCGACCCACGUGGGAGCCCAAGCCCGUCGAAAAGGAUCGCAAGCAUGCAUCGCAUCUCCUCGCCCAACUGCGCGAGUACGAUGCGCUGCCAGGCCCUUCCCGGGUCAGGAUCGCUGUCUCCGAUCGCAUGAAUCCCAAACUCGACGUCUCGAGCCCAGCCAUCAACCGUGAACACGCACGCGAGUUCAAGAAACGAUACAUGAACCCAGCAAUGAUCCAGCCAGGUCCUGAUCAGAAAGGCGAGCCUUGGCUCAGCCUGCACAGACGGCUCCAGCGGAGCGUCGACGUAUCGGCUGCCCGUCAGGCCGCCGACCAAGCAAUCUUCGAGGGCACAUGCUAUGACGAUACUAACCUUGCUCGAUCGCACGCUUGCACACAAGCGGUCGUCGAGCUUUCAGAACCACCAAGUCUCUCGGCGCUGAAACAAGGCAUCAUCGCGGGUCAACCUUACAUCUCGUCGGCAGCUUCAUCGUCUGGAGCUGUAGCAAAGCCCACCACUGGCGAAGAGACGCUUGUGCUGCCCAACCAGCCUUGCGAGGUCGCUUUGCCCCGAAUAUCGGCGCAGGAAGGCGUCGAAAGCAUCGGCGCUUCAUCGCUCGCAUCCAUCGAUCGGGAAAUGCAACUCGACGAUGCUUUGGAAACACAACGUCGGUGGGCCCAAAAGGUGUACAAGAUCCGUCCGCCGCCUUCUCGCAGCAUCGCACGUUCAAGUGGCACUGCUACAUUCGACCUUGAGGAUGAUACCGAUCUCGACGAGCCGUGCCUGCCCGAGAUCGAGAUCUAUCAUCCAGCGUCAAGAGUCCGAUUUCUGUCCAUGGACGGCGCGCGAUCCUCACCUCCACCGCGUUCGAGUCCGCCGCUCCCAUUUGCCGCAGCAUCCGGCCCAACAGGCUCGGGCAGCAAAACGUCGGAGACGUCGUCAAGCGUAUCGACCAGCGUCAGCACGUCAAGCGAGCGGUCGCAUGGCUACGUCUCAACGCCACCGUCACAGUAUGGGUCGACCGAGACUGCUGACACAUCAAUCUCGGUCAAAAGGGAACGCAAUGACCCCUUCCUUGAUCGUAGCGGUUGCGUUCUUCCGCCGACGGGGUCCAAAAGGAGAGCCAUGCAGAGCAGCGUCUACUUGCCUGCUACACCGAACAAGGUCAAGGAAGAAUCCACCUUCGUCGACUUGAAGCUCAAGCCUUCACGCGCCAACGAGAGCAGCCCGCUGUCUUCGCCUAUACCCCGCUCACGCAGACGCAGACGUGGCUAG